GCUGAUCCACGUAAACAAACCUUCCUCCAGCUUGCGAGUUGAAACACUGACCAUUUAUGAACAAAUUUCUCACAAUGUCUAAACGUAUUGGUGCAGUUCUGAUCGAUCUGAGUGGAACAAUCCAUGUGGAGGAUGCUGUUAUCCCAGGUUCCAUUGAAGCGCUGAAAAAGUUAAGAGCAACUGAUGUCAAAGUCAAGUUUGUUACAAACACAACCAAAGAAUCCAAGAGAAAACUACAUGAACGACUAACUAAAAUAGGGUUUGACAUUCACAAAGAUGAAAUAUUCACAUCACUGACUGCUGCCCGUCAGCUGAUAGACAAGAGAAAUUUGCGGCCAUACAUGCUGAUUGCAGACGCAGCCAAAGAGGAAUUUUGUGAUCUUCCCUCUGAAAAUCUCAAUGCAGUUCUGGUCGGUUUGGCUCCAGAGAAGUUUAACUAUGAACAUUUAACAACAGCAUUUAGAUACAUUUUGGAAGGAGCUCCACUAAUAGCUAUACAUAAAGCUCGCUAUUAUAAGCGAAGCGAUGGAUUGGCUUUGGGUCCUGGAGCCUUUGUAGCAGGAUUAGAAUAUUCAACAGGAUGCAAGGCAGAGGCAGUGGGAAAACCAGAAGCGACAUUUUUCAAGAGUGCGCUCGAGGACUUAGGGUGUGAGCCGGCUGAAGCAGUGAUGAUUGGUGAUGAUGCUCGCGAUGAUGUGUGUGGAGCUAUGCAAACCGGCCUCAACGGGAUCCUGGUUAAAACGGGUAAGUAUAGGGCCGGAGAUGAGGACCUCGUCGACCCCAAACCUACUUUUGUGGCGGACGAUUUUGCCCAUGCGAUCAAUUACGUCAUUGAGUCCUUCACAAUGAAGCAAUAGAUUGUGAUUUUCUUCUUUAAUGCCCCUUUUUUUUAUUUUAUUCAGCAAAAAGAAUUGAAGUAAAUUACAUCAUGUUUAUUCCUUAAUAUUUUUUAUAAUUUCUGUAUCUUUUGAUGUUAAUAUUAUAUCAGCAAUUAAUUUAUUGUAUAAGUACAAGUAUGUAUUACCAGAUGCAGGAUAGGAAUUUCAUGAGAAAAUGCAGUCAAAAGAAAAUUUCUGAUUAUUUAGGAACCAUAGAAAAAGAAUAUGCUUGAAAUAUUUAUAGUAGAACCACCAAAUGUAUUCCAGUUAUAAUUUAUCUUCAUAUUGCCUAAUACCAUUCUGACAGUUAGUUUAUUAUUAUUAUUAUUAUUGUAUUCAUAAUAAUGGCAUUAACAUUUUUUGUUUUUUUUGUUACUGUUGCUGAUUUCCUAUUUAUGUUAUCAUGGCUCUAGAGUUUUGUCAUUAUUUCUAAAAAAAGUGAAAUAAAAAAAAUCAUCUGUUGUAUAUAUAAAUGAAGUAUAUAUCAUAUUAAAUGCACAAAUAUAUUGAACAUUACA
Messenger RNA from Penaeus chinensis, 1396 nucleotides. RefSeq names its product haloacid dehalogenase-like hydrolase domain-containing protein 2. Bases 57 to 857 code for a protein of 266 amino acids. The transcript has 5 exons. Lineage: Eukaryota; Metazoa; Arthropoda; Malacostraca; Decapoda; Penaeidae. Gene Ontology annotation, biological process: dephosphorylation. The record is from RefSeq and is a predicted model, not a curated record. Gene Ontology annotation, molecular function: phosphatase activity.